Schistosoma bovis is the source of this 447-nucleotide messenger RNA. The record is from the annotation of a GenBank genome assembly. Lineage: Eukaryota; Metazoa; Platyhelminthes; Trematoda; Strigeidida; Schistosomatidae.
AUGAAGAAUAAUAACAAUGAUAAUAAACAUUCUAUUUGUAUCAAUGUAAAUCUGAUGUUUUAUGAACCACACCCAAUUUCAUUUUUCUUACGUUACAUAAAUACUACUACUACUACCAAUACGAUUACUACUACUACUACUACUACUACUACUACUACUACUACUACUACUACUACUACUACUACUGCUACCACUACUACUACUACUACUACUACUACUACUACUACUACUACUACUACUACUACUACUACUACUACUACUACUACUACUACUACUACUACUACUACUACUACUACUACUACUACUACUACUACUACGAUUACUACUACUACUACUACUACUACUACUACUACUACUACUACUACUAAUAAUAAUAAUAAUAAUAAUAAUAAUAAUAAUGGUAAUAAUAAUGAAGGAAAUGAUGAAAACUACUUGAAAAUUGAAUAA